Molecule: messenger RNA, 906 nt
Organism: Zerene cesonia (dogface butterfly)
Lineage: Eukaryota; Metazoa; Arthropoda; Insecta; Lepidoptera; Pieridae
Product: BLOC-1-related complex subunit 8 homolog
Exons: 3
Coding region: 197-712 (171 amino acids)
Cellular component (GO): BORC complex
Source: RefSeq, a predicted model, not a curated record
CUUCUCAUUUCUCAAUGAAUAUCAGCUGAUAUUUGUUGCCUUCGUAUGACAUCUUGUUUUCUGUGUAUAAAUCAUUGUUAUGAAUGUUAUAUAUAAAUACAUGAUAAAAAUCCAAUUUUUAUAUUGUCUUUAGGCCUUUCAUAUUAUAGUGCUAUAAAUAUUUAUUUUUAAAUUUUAUAUAUUUUCUAUUGUAAUAAUGGCGUUUGUUUACCAAGGCGAUGCUGAUUUAGAAGCCAAAGCAAAAAAAGCGGCAGAACGAAUAUCCGAAAAUAUGCAUAUUGUAGCAAAUGAACCGUCCUUAGCAUUAUAUCGACUUCAGGAGCAUGUGAGGAAAGCUUUGCCUCCAAUGGUUGAAAGAAGAGUGGAAGUCACAAAACUCCAACAUGAACUGCAGGGUAGAUGCUAUGAUGUGGAAUAUGCUUUGAGUGCUGUAAAAUCCAUGGAUGGUGCUGCAACAAGCUUCCAGAACAUUCAGGAAAUGUUAAAGCAGGCGAUAUUUUUAAAACAACAGUUAAAAUAUGAGGAGGGUAGAAGAAAUAAAAAAGUUACAAAUUCUGUGUACAAACGUCUCUCUGCUCAUAUUGUUCUUGAUUUGCCGGAUUUAUCCGAUUUCUCUAUGGUUCGCGAGACUACCAAUAGAAUAGAAAAUAUUAUGGCACAUGCCAGGGGCUCUAAUGCUGAGUUACACAGGUCUCAUACUACAUUACAUUAGGCUGGAUAGUAUAGCUAUAGACACAGUAGUAUUUGGAAAUUUCACUGUUGUUUGAUAGAUUAGUGAUACAACAGUUUACAUAACAACAUCAGUGAUAUUGAAUAGUUUCAUGUUAAGUGAUGGAACAUUUCAGAUAUCAAGACUAGUCAGGUUUCUUAGAAAGUAAGUGCUUUGUAUCAUUAAUUAUGAUUAUA